Messenger RNA from Macrobrachium nipponense, 828 nucleotides. RefSeq names its product protein fem-1 homolog C-like. Gene Ontology annotation, cellular component: T-tubule. The record is from RefSeq and is a predicted model, not a curated record. The transcript is spliced from 6 exons. Bases 1 to 828 code for a protein of 275 amino acids. Lineage: Eukaryota; Metazoa; Arthropoda; Malacostraca; Decapoda; Palaemonidae. Gene Ontology annotation, molecular function: protein binding. Gene Ontology annotation, biological process: protein localization to T-tubule; regulation of cardiac muscle contraction.
AUGGUGCUGAGUCACACCUCUCUGCAAUGCUUAGCUGCCACUUGCAUUCGGGAACUGGGAUUCCUUAUAAGUUUCGUCAUCAUCAUGAAAAUGAGAAUGGACAUUUUUCGAAAGGGUAGUUUUCUGACAGAAAGGAAGAUUCUGGAAUACGCCUUGCGUCACAGAGAAUGGUCAACUCAGGGUAUAAUUCAGACCCUGGGUCCAAUCCAGGGUCGCCCAGGUCAAAAAACAAUGCUAGAAAUGGUCGAGAUGGGCGGGCCAGCGGCUGAAAAGAAUUCCUCCUCUCCAUUGGGCACUGAACACUGCCAUGAGGAGGCCAAGGAGGAAGAACGUUCUUUAUUGUGCAUGGCAGCUCUUCGUGGACAUGAAAACUUCGUCAGAUUCCUCGUUGAAUCCCAAAAUGCACACAUCGAAGAACUGGGCACAGUUGCAGUCCGAGGAUUUCCUGUACCUGAAGUGCGUGCUUUAUGGUGUGCUAGUGUUAAAGGCCACUACCGGAUAGUUGAAUUUCUCCUUUCCAAAGGGGCUAAUCCAAAUGGCGUUACUACUUUCGAAAGCUCUCCGUUGCGAGCAGCAUGUGAGCAAGGCCACCUCCAUACUGUCAGACUGCUUGUGCAACACGGAGCAGAUAUUGAUGCUACUAAUGAAAGCUGUGUCACUUCUCUGAUGAUAGCUUCCUUCUACGGCUAUUUGGAAAUAGUCAAGUGCCUCUUAGAUGCUGGUGCUGAUGUGAACAGCAAAAAUAAAAACGGGAAAAGCGCACUGCAUUACUGCUCAGAAGCAGGACAUGUGGAGGUCAUGAAAGCGUGCUGGACCACAACGCUCUGA